ACGACGAUCACACUCAUUUUAGUGAUGCCGUCGCGUGUAGAACGGUUCGGUUAGAUGAUUUAAGCAAAUUUGCAUCAAAAGAAAGAAUAAAAACCGAAUAAAUGCAAAAUUAAAUUAAAGCGAAAGCUUAAUGAAAUAAAUUAAAAGUAGAAGUUGAGUGCUUAAUUUAUAAGUUUAAGUAUAUUAAGAAAAAAUAUUUAAGGAUUUAAGAAGAAAUUGCUUAUAAUAUAAAAAAUAGAAAAAUUUGACGUAUGUAUUUUUGUUUUGAUAUGAGCUCAAGUAAAAGUAUUGGAAAAGCACGUUUUGCCGUGCGUCUCAAAAUAAGAGAAAGGAAAUAAUUCCAAGUAAAUAAGAAAAUAGCAAAAGUCAAUAAGCAAAAAAUCAAAUCAGAACGUAUGUGUGUGACAAAUAAAAAUUAACCAAACAAAAGAAUAUUGCUUAAAUUAUAAAGAAAUGUAGAAAUGUGUGAUUGGUGAAAACAGAAGAAUAAAAAUUAAAACAAAAUAAGUGUAAAACAUUGAGAUUGGUGAAAUAAGAUAUAAAAAUUCUAUGUUUUGAAAUGUCUGCUGACAUCCAAAUUGUGCACGUCAUUGGCGCCAAUGGGCAGCCGUUGCCCAUACAGGGCAACAGUCUGGGUUCAAAUUGGAAUACCACUGUUAAAAAGGAACGCGCCGAUGAAGCCGAAAUACAAGAACUAGCAAGCCAAAUGUUGGAGAAACAAAGGGAAACACAAGCUAAACAGCAACAGGCGGCACAAUUAGCCGCUAGCCGUGGCUUGCCAACUAAUGGUAUCGUAGGCCCCAUGGCAAACGCUAAUGGCCAAACCAGUAUUAUGAAUUAUUUGUCCCGCCAGUCAAAGCUGCCUAACGGUACGGCGGCCAUUAAUACGAAUGGACGGUCGACUGUUGCGCAAAGUAAUGGUAAUGUCGACAAUGCUGCGGAAAAAAAACCGCCUUGUGAUGAAGAAUCUCAGAAGGGUCAUUUCGGUUGGUUUACAUUCUCGAAAGUACACAUUCCAUAUAUAUUUCGGCAACAGGAAAAAUAUUGUUCAGUACGCAUGAUUGAAUUGAAAUUGCUUGGGAAAUAUUUAAACUCCCUACAUCCAGAUAUAUAUUCCAGUUGUACUUGCGUUCGAAGCUACUACAUCACAGACGCAGAGGCAAGAUUAUUUAUAGAAAUUAAUCAUAAGCAUUGUGAUGGAGAAUUUGGGCGAGACUUGUUUACAACAAAGGAUCUAGUUGUACGUUUAUCUGAUGCCACAAAAUUCCAUCACUUCCUCGAUGUUUGUUAUCGAAAACUUGUGUCGGGAAGUAAAGCACCUUCAGAGAAAUGCGGUUUUAUACGUAUAAACAAAGAAUCUGUUGUGCCGUACACACUGCGUAAUGGCGAACAAGUGGUUCCCUUGUUUUACUUCGAAGGUGAAACUGAAAAUCUUAAACAGAAGGCUGACUAUUUAUCUGGUUGGGAUUUGGCUUACCUAAAAUUCUGCUGCAAAGUGCAAGGCAUACGUAAUGAAUUAUUUUCUAGCGAGAAUGUAGCUGUUAUAUCGUUAACAGAUAUCAAAAGUUACUUUCCCAAUGGUACCGAAUUCGAAGACUACUGGCCAAGUAAAGUAGUUGACUCUAAUUUAUUAAUUGGCAACCGUUCCAAUGCAAUAAAUUCAGUAAAUUGGACUCGCCAACCCACACAACCACCACCAAAGCCAAUGAAUCAACCAAAUAUGUCACAAAAGUCAUCACAUGCAGCUGCCGCUGCAGCUGCACAACAACAACAGCAAACGCUGCUUAAACGCAAUGCAGGCGGUGGUGCAAAUAGUUUUGCAGCGCAAAAUGCAGCAGCGGUAGCCGCCCUACAGCAGCAGCAACAGCAGCCCAAUCAGCGUAUGCAUGCAAAUGCCGCAUUAACACAAGCAACAGUACAGGCAUUAACUAACGGUUUAUCGAAUGGAUCAUGGAUGCCACAACAAAAUAACCUGCCAUUAAUUCACGCUCAAAUGUUAGCUUCACAGGCACAACAAUCGCAUGCAAAUUCUCGUGGACAGUAUCGGAAUCCAAUGGAUAAUCUUGCAUUGCUCGGCAAUCGCCCGCCAUAUUCAUACAAUAAUGCUGCUGUUUCAAUGCAACCCGUAAAUAAUCAUGCACAGGGCAACCCUCCACCCCCUUUGGUACGGUCGGCUGCUGGGCAAAAUCCUAAUCAUAUGUACGUAGAUGUAAUUUCUAUUGUAAAUUUGAAUUUAAAUUGUUUUUUUUUUUAAACUAUUCGAAAUAU
Messenger RNA from Teleopsis dalmanni, 2268 nucleotides. RefSeq lists its product as uncharacterized. Lineage: Eukaryota; Metazoa; Arthropoda; Insecta; Diptera; Diopsidae. The record is from RefSeq and is a predicted model, not a curated record. The coding region runs from base 560 to 2254 and encodes 564 amino acids. The transcript is spliced from 3 exons.